AUGGAAGCUAGAGGACAAAGGCGCGGAAGGAAGAGCUGGUGGAUUUUUCUGUUUUUCUCUUUGCUUGUGUGCUUCGGACAGCAGGUUUCAGCGCAGAUAAGAUACUCUGUUCCAGAAGAGGUGAAAGUGGGAUCUGUCGUCGGAAAUUGUGCUAAGGAUUUGGGUCUUGAUGUCAGUACAUUGGCGGACAGACGGUUUCGUAUUGUGUCUGGAUCUAAUGACGCUCUUUUCCAGGUAAAUCAGAACAAUGGCAUCUUGUAUGUGGAUAAGCACAUUGACAGAGAAGAGGUGUGUAAUGGAAAUAGCGCCUGCUUGAUUAAUUUGAAAAUAGUUGUCGAAAAACCCCUCGAGGUCCAUUAUGUGGAGGUUGAAAUCACAGAUGUGAAUGAUCACUCGCCUUCUUUCCACGAUAAAGACUUCUAUAUAGAGGUUGCGGAAAACACUGUAACUGGAACACGAUUUGAACUUCAAACUGCUCGGGAUCUAGAUGUGGGAGCUAAUUCAGUUCGACAUUACCAGCUGAGCAAGAAUGCGCAUUUUGAUUUGGAAAUGAAAGAUAGUGUAUACGGAGAUAAAACCCCUUUCCUAAUAUUACAGAAACCAUUAGACAGGGAAAUUACUGAAAAACACAGGUUACUACUAACUGCAGUAGAUGGCGGAAAUCCACCAAAAUCGGGCACGCUUAAUAUCACUGUCUAUGUUCUGGAUGUGAAUGAUAACCGACCCAUAUGCAGUAGUGAUACCUUAACGAUAACAUUGCGUGAAAAUGCAAUUAUUGACACUGUAGUGACAAUAAUAAAUGCAAGUGAUGUUGAUAGUGGUCUAAAUAGUGAAGUAGAAUAUACAUAUGGCCGAAACACGAAACCAAAAAUACGUGAAAUAUUUCGAUUAGAUCGGGCGACUGGUGAAAUACGAGUUAAAGGCUUAAUUGAUUUCGAAGAAAAUGAUAUCUACAGUUUAAUGAUAAGGGCCUCAGACAAGGGUCUUCCUCCUUUGAACACCGAUUGUCAGCUUAUAAUUAAAGUUGAAGAUGUAAAUGACAAUAAUCCAGAAAUACAAGUAACAUCUCUUUCAAAUGUAGUUUCGGAGGACGCAAAAAUUGGAACGGUUAUUUCUCUCAUUAGUGUGACUGAUAAAGAUUCUGGAAUCAAUGGAAAAGUUGUUUGCAGACUAUCUGACAAUGUGCCAUUUGAGUUGAAACCCUCUGUUCAAGAUAACAUGUAUUCACUUGUAACGAAAGAACGCUUAGACCGAGAGGUAGAGUCCGAAUAUAACAUAAAAAUAACAGCAACAGAUUUAGGCAACCCUCCUCUGUCAGCUUAUAAAACUAUGUUUGUACAGGUGUCAGAUGUAAACGACAAUAUCCCAGAAUUUUCGUCAAAUCCUCUGGAACUUUAUUUAACUGAAAACAAUUCUCCAGGUGCUUCUAUAUUUUCUGUCAGUACCUCAGACAAAGAUAUGAAUGGAAAUGCUGCCAUAACUUAUCAUAUCAUUAGAAGUGGAGGGAUAAAGAACGACAAGGCAUCUGCCAUGAAUAUAAAUUCUGAGACUGGUGUUAUUCGCGCGCUAAAGAGCUUUGACUUUGAAACAGUUAAAAUGCUCCAGUUCCACGUUCUCGCUACAGACUCUGGAACUCCGUCUCUGAGCAGUAACGUGACAGUGAACGUGUUUAUUCUGGAUCAGAACGACAACGUUCCAGUGAUCUUAUAUCCAGUCAGCGCUAACGGUUCUGCUGAGGGUGUGGAAGAGAUUCCCCGUAAUGUGAACCCAGGUCAUUUGGUGACUAAAAUCAGAGCCUAUGAUGCAGAUAUAGGAUACAACGGCUGGUUAUUAUUUUCACUGCAGGAAGUUAGUGACCACAGUCUCUUUGGUUUGGACCGCUAUACAGGACAGAUAAGGACCCUUCGCUCAUUCACAGAAACAGACGAGGCCCAGCAUAAACUGCUCAUACUGGUCAAAGACAAUGGGAACGUUUCACUCUCAGCAACAGCGACUGUGAUUGUCAAAGUUGUGGAGCCCAAAGAGGCUUUUGCAGCUUCUGAUGUGAAAAACACAAUAAAAGACGAGGAGGAAAACAGUGUGACAUUUUAUUUGAUCAUCACUUUGGGCUCGGUUUCAGUGCUUUUUGUCAUCAGCAUCAUCGUGUUGAUUGUAAUGCAGUGCUCUAAAUCGAGAGGCUAUUCGUCGAAGUAUUUACAGGAUACAAAUUACGACGGAACUCUGUGUCACAGCAUCCAGUACAGAUCUGGAGACAAACGGUACAUGUUAGUUGGACCCAGAAUGAGUAUCGGCUCUACUAUAGUCCCGGGCAGUAAUGGAAAUACUCUAGUGAUCCCAGAUCGCAGGAGGAGAGGUUCUGGAGAGGUAAGAAUAGCAGAUUCAUUCUAA
This is a messenger RNA of Sinocyclocheilus anshuiensis, 2388 nucleotides long. Its product is annotated as protocadherin gamma-A5-like. Gene Ontology annotation, molecular function: calcium ion binding. Lineage: Eukaryota; Metazoa; Chordata; Actinopteri; Cypriniformes; Cyprinidae. The coding region runs from base 1 to 2388 and encodes 795 amino acids. Gene Ontology annotation, cellular component: plasma membrane. The record is from RefSeq and is a predicted model, not a curated record. Gene Ontology annotation, biological process: homophilic cell-cell adhesion. The transcript has a single exon.